This is a messenger RNA of Entamoeba nuttalli P19, 1974 nucleotides long. RefSeq names its product protein kinase domain containing protein. The record is from RefSeq and is a predicted model, not a curated record. Gene Ontology annotation, cellular component: cytosol. NCBI's taxonomy places the organism in Eukaryota, Evosea, Mastigamoebida, Endamoebidae. The transcript has a single exon. Bases 1 to 1974 code for a protein of 657 amino acids. Gene Ontology annotation, molecular function: ATP binding; eukaryotic translation initiation factor 2alpha kinase activity. Gene Ontology annotation, biological process: protein phosphorylation.
AUGGAAUAUUGUACAGGAGGAGAUUUAAGUAAAAUUAUUAAAAAUAAGGAAUUACAUUAUAGUUCACAAGAAGGAAAAAACAAAGUAAUGAAUUAUUUUAAACAAAUAGUUAUGGGAGUUUCAGCAAUACAUCAACAUUGUAUUAUUCAUGGAGAUCUUAAACCAGGAAAUAUCUUAAAAGAGAAAGACACUAUGAAAAUUGGAGAUUUUGGACUUGCAAGAACAAAUACAGAUUAUAAAAGUAAAAUACUUGGAACAAUUGGAUAUGCAGCACCGGAAAUAGUUACAGGGAACUACGACAAUAAAAUAGAUAUUUACAGUCUUGGGAUUAUUUUAUAUGAAAUGUGUUUAUCACCUACAACAAGAUCAGAAUUUAUUUAUAACUUAGACCGACUAAAGAAUCAAAGAAAGAUUAAUGGAACUGUCGAAAACCAAUACCAAAUGUAUAAAGAAUUAAUACUAGAAAUGACUGAGCCAAACCCAAAAGAUAGACCAACAAUAGAUGAAGUAUUAAAAAAAUUAACAAUACUUGAUGAAGACCUUAAAAAAAUAUCGGAACUACUUCCAUUUAUUCAAGAAAAAUCAAAUUUAUGGCCUCAAUUAUCAGCAGCAAUUGAAAGUAAAAUGAAAGAAAAGAUAAAAGACAUUGAAAAAGAAGAAACAGAAGAAUUUGAAUUAACAACAACACAUUUAGAAAUCAUUAGAAGUUUAACAGAAAUUCACAUAUUAUAUGGAACAAAAGCGAUGUUUAUGAAUCCCUUUAUACCAUCAAGUUUAUUAAAAGAAAGUGGAAUAGAAUAUCAUGAGGUUCAAAGUCCACUUUUAAUUAAUAAAGAAGGAGAAUUAAUGGUAUUAAUUAAUAAUUAUCAAGAGCUUGUAAGAGUUAUUAUCAAAGAAAUAAAAGAGCCAACGUCAUAUAUUAUCAGAAUUCCAACAGUAAGUUUACAUGUUACAAAAGAACCAACUGUAUCACCAUCACUUGUUUAUAUUAAUACAAGUAUUUCAAAUGAACAACAUCAAUUUGAUAUUAUAGAAUGUAUAAUAUUAAUAGGGUCAAUAAUUAAUGUAUUUAUGAAUAAAAGUAAAUUACAUAUUAGUCAUAGUGGAAUUAAUGAGAUGAUUCAUAAUAAUAAAGAACUUGAAGAAAUUAUGAUUAAAAAACCAAUACAAAGUUUAGCAUCAAUAAAAACAAUUAUUCAAAAGUAUCGAAAUGAAAGAUUUAAUUAUAUCAUUCCAAUAUUUAAUUAUUUAAAAGAAAACGAAGACAUAGUAUAUGACAUUGGAAUUUCAGGAAAUAAUAAUCAAGGACUUUAUUUUGAAGUUAAAAAUGAGGAAGGGAAAGUAAGUUUAACAGGAGGUGAAACAAAAAUAAAAAAGAAUAAAGUAGAGAUUAAAACGAUAGGAUAUUGGAUAAAAGUGGAUAAUAUUUAUCAAAGUUUAGGAGAUAAAAAAGGAUUAAUAGCAAAAAGAAAAGUAAUAGUAAAAGGAAUAAGUGAUAAAAUGAGUAAAGCAUCAAUGAAAAUAUAUUUAGAAUAUUUUGGAUUUAAUGUGAUAUAUGAAGAAAGUAAUAAUGAAUAUAAAGGAUGUUGGAUUAAAUUAAAUAUUCAUAAAGAUGGAAAAUAUGACUUUUUUACAAAUUGUUUUUGGGAUAUUGGUGUAACAUUAAAUAUAUAUAUUGAUAAAGAUUUAAUAAGAAAAGAAAUACUUCCAUUAGGAAAAGCAAUAGGAAGUAUGCAAAAACAAUAUACAAAGAAAAGUAUUCCUAUGUUAAUUGCUGAUGAGAAAUUAGUAUCAAAUGAACUUUGGGAAUGGAUUUUAUUACCAAAAGAAAAGAUUCAAAAAAGAAAAAAAACUAUUAUUUCUCAAAAUGGAGUAUCAUUUAUUAGAGAAUUAGAAGAAUUUAAAAAAAAUUUAAAAUCAAAAUGCAAAUUUAUAUUAAAAAGAGGAAAUGAUAAAAAAAUAAUAACACAAUAA